GUUGUCUUUAGCUAGAAUCCAAAAUGGCGUCCGGCGGAGACAAUGUUACUUCUAAUGUUGCACAAAUUUCUCAAGUACAGAACACAGUUACGCAGCAUCAGCAAGAAAAAACUGCAGGUGUUCCACUGAGCGAUUUUGUUCUACAACUCGAGGAUUAUGCACCAACGAUUCCAGAUUCAGUCACAUCAUUUUAUCUCAACAGAGCAGGAUUUGAAACAUCAGACCCAAGAAUCAUUCGGUUGAUCUCUUUGGCAUCUCAGAAGUUUGUUUCGGACAUUGCCAAUGAUGCUCUUCAGCACUGCAAGAUGAGAGCAUCAGGUCAAAGCUCCAAAAAACAAGGAAAAGAUAAAAAAUUUACCCUGACAAUGGAGGAUUUGACACCAGCAAUGGCUGAAUAUGGAAUUAAUGUCAAGAAACCCUACUACUUCCUAUAACACUUUUUCUGUAUUUCAUCACCGUCAAUAAGUUGUCAGUUGUCAAAUUUUGAGUUUGUCACUCUUUGAUAUAUAAGUUUCUGUAAGACAGAGUAAUCAAGACUGGAGGAAUGGUUACUUGAUGACAGAUACAGCUUCUGUGUGACAGAGAAUCUUAAGAUGUUGCAAUGUCAGGUCACUACAUCAUCCAUUUUCUUUCCUUCCCCACACAGGCACUUUUGAGAAGGUGAAGAGAACUUUAUUGAAACAUUGUGCAGAUGCCUCUUGAUAGUUUGGAAAUAUAUAUACACUUUGCUGUGUAUAUGGACAUUUAUCUGAAAUUGGCAGAGUGAGAGCAAGUUCAGAGGAUUAUUAGAUUUUGUUCUAUUGUAGGUCCAAAGACUAAAACUUUAUACAGCAACAUCAGUAUUUUCUAAAUGGCCCAUCAGGAAUUUUGUAUAUUUCCCAUUAAUGUAGCUAAUACAGCUCAUAACUGCUGUUUGAACACUUUUCAAAUGAUUUUGAUUUGGUGAUAUUUGAUGCAGCAGUCUCUACACUGCUCAGUUAUCUAACAAUUUAGAUGACUAAAAUUAUGGCAUAUUGAUUGGUCCUGUUUUAGGAUUUUAAUUUAAGUAGUAUUAAAUAAAUAUUACUUCAGAAAUGAGCAGUCACCUAAUGAAAACAAUUUCCAGGUUAAUUUCUAUUAAAAAAUGUUACAUUUAGCAUGUAAGCAUAAGCAGCAUUGUAAUACUGUGAGCAUAAAAGAUGUUUUAGAUAAACAUAAAGAACAGUACCUACACAAAAAUAAGAGGGAAAGAGAAUGAGCUUCACAUUUUGAUUUCUCAGAAAGAUUUGUGACAUUAAAAACAUUUGUGUGAAAGCAUUUUUUUCUGAGCAUGUACAUGUCGGUAGUCAAAGGAUUGAUAUUACACAUUAUACUAAUGGAAAACAAAUCUCUUAUCAAGAUUUGUGUUGUUUUAGGAACAACCCUGUCAGGAAUAGUAUAUGAGUUGGAAUUGUCUUUGUAUAUGGUUUUGCUUUGAGUGCUUUUGUUGUGGAUGUUGAUGAGAUUAUGAGCAGAUUGUGUACAGUUGAGCAUAAACCUUUGCCUAGAAAA
Molecule: messenger RNA, 1530 nt
Organism: Pomacea canaliculata
Lineage: Eukaryota; Metazoa; Mollusca; Gastropoda; Architaenioglossa; Ampullariidae
Product: transcription initiation factor TFIID subunit 10-like
Exons: 4
Coding region: 24-434 (136 amino acids)
Biological process (GO): transcription initiation at RNA polymerase II promoter
Cellular component (GO): nucleus; transcription factor TFIID complex; SAGA complex
Molecular function (GO): RNA polymerase II general transcription initiation factor activity; promoter-specific chromatin binding
Source: RefSeq, a predicted model, not a curated record